GUCUUGCUUGCGUGUUGCACAAAAACCACUCUUCUCAUCACUCCGCGGCACAGCGUGAGCGCUGAAUAUUCAGUAUCACAAUGUUUUAUCGGAUAAUAUCCACAAGUGGAACCUCGAAAGGUAAUCGAGAAACUCAGCCAUAAACCAGAGUGGCGUAAUAAGGGAUGCCCAGUAACGUACUUGAUUGCUUUCCAUAGAUUGAAGCAUUUCCCCUCCAUUUGGCGACAUGGCCUUCGAGUGCUGACCUCGAACAAGGUGCGCUGGAGUUUGUCUUUAAUGGUGGAUACAUGGUUCUGUCAUCGGCAUCAGUCAUUGUUCGGUACGAUAUUCAUAAACCCAUUUCUGGAAAGUUGACAGGUUCCACCUGUUAGAGGGCGCAUGCCACCAACGUUAUCCUGUGUGGUCAACCUGUGGUACUCAUGCUCUCCAGGCUUUCAUACAGAUCGGUAGCUGCGUAAAGUGCUCCAUGCCUUCGCCCAUGUCAGGUGGUAACGGUUCUAUAACACGAGGAAACCUUAGACAUUACGUCCUUCUGACUUCCUUCCGAACUUCUCGGCGGUUAUCCUCGCGACUGCGCGAGAACAACAACGAUUGACAUAAGUACCUAUCGCUGGACAUAGACCAGCACCCUGCUUUCCCCGUACUAUCGUCCCACUACCCUCACUUUUUGUCGACAUGAACAGUCAACAGGAUACCAAUGGUUCCAUGAAUCACGCCAACGCCGAUGAGCUUAGGCAAACACGGUCUGUUGAAGAUGUCAUCCUCAUUGCCGUUAUGGGGGCGACUGGUACUGGAAAGUCAACUUUCAUCAACCUCGCCAGUGGGAUGAACCUUGCAGUCGGAGAUGAUCUCAUGUCUUGCACAUCAGAGGUCACAUACUCCCAUGAGUUCAUCCUUGAUGGACGUCGUGUCAUUCUCAUGGAUACACCUGGUUUCGACGACACGACCGUCUCCGAUACCGAUAUCCUUAGAAUGAUAUCUCUUCACCUUCAUACAACCUAUGAGCACGGCGUCAUCUUGAGCGGAAUCUUGUACCUGCAUCGCAUUUCUGACCCUCGGAUGGGAGGUAUCACACGAAGGAACUUCACUAUGUUUCGAAAGCUCUGUGGAGAUGAAACUCUGAACAAUGUCCUUAUUAUCACCACCAUGUGGGGUCUUGUCGAUCCGGAGAGAGGCGCAGCGCGCGAGAGACAACUCAGGAGCGAUGGCAUCCUCUUCAAGCCUGUCCUCGAGAGUGGCGCUCAUAUGAUUAGACAUGACAACACUCCUAAAUGUGCCCAAGAUAUACUUCGCAUGAUCAUGAAGAACCGUCCUCAAGUUCUGCGUAUUCAGCGGGAGUUGGUCGAUGAACAGAAGGAUAUCAGCCAGACUGGUGCUGGUGCUGAACUUGGACGUGAGUUUGCAGAGCUAGCAAAGAAACACAGGGAGGAGUUGGAGGCGAUUCGAGCAGAGUUGGAGGCAGCUCACAGAGCAGACACGCAGACGAGGAAGGAACUCGAGGAGUGUCGCAAGCAACUGCAAACAGAGAUGGAGAAGGCCAAAACGGCUCAUGAACACUUGUCGCAAAUGUAUGCUCAGGAGAAGAAGCAGACCAACGAACGACUUGAGCUGUUGAGACAGGAACUCGACGCUGAGAAGGCGGCAGGUGUUGACAGGCAGAAGGAGCUCCGACAGCUCCAGGCACAGCUCGUCAGGAACACCCCACCACCCGCUGAGAGUCCUGAACAACUGCUGGCGGCUGGCUUGAAAGGAAUCGACAUGGCAAGUGUGAAAGCGAUCUGUGAAACAGAUGUUCGAAAGAUAGAUAGAUGGCCAGCCAAUUAGAGCGGCGACGAUACAUGUACAUCAGACUCGAUGACCUUCAUACGGGUAUACAACGCAUCCCUCACCGAGAAAGUUCAAAUCAACCAUGAUGGAGCCUCACAUUUUGCUUCUGCCUCAUAAACGCAGAGGACAGUUCGAUGUGCUGUGGUAGAAGUGUUAAUGACAACCUGUGGUAGUAAAUCAGAGGUUCAUGUAACGGGAUCCGCAUACUGAGAGUACUAUAUACACGUAUCAAUAUCUGGU
Messenger RNA from Somion occarium, 2067 nucleotides. Lineage: Eukaryota; Fungi; Basidiomycota; Agaricomycetes; Polyporales; Cerrenaceae. The record is from the annotation of a GenBank genome assembly.